AUGGAUACCGACACGGCCGAAAGGCUGAUCAGCCUCGGCUGUGGCGUGGCGGCGGCCGCUGCCGCGUCGGCCGCCACAAAUCCGCUCGAGUGCGUGCGCGUGCGCUACCAGGUGGCCGACGUGCACACGUACAAAAUGAAAGGGAAGUCCGUCAUCAAAUCGCCGACAUCGCUGUUUUCAUUCGGCCUGGGUAUCGUGCGCAACGAGGGGUACCUACGUGGCCUCCACCUGUGCGGACUGAGCGGCUGGAUCGCCUCGAUGAGCUGCGCGUUUGGCGCUCGCAUGGCCAUGUACGACCCGGUACGCGGUGCAAUCAACCGGCUCUGUGGCACGAGCAACUCCGGCACGGCCUUCGCUGCGGGCCUGUGCACAGGCGCACUCUCCAACUUCGCCGCGUGCCCUUUGUUCCUGGCGAAGACGAGGAUCCAGGCGGCCGCCGGUCCUGGGGUCGUCGAUAACACGCUCUUGGCCGAGCUCGCCGCCGUGCAGCGCGCUGGCGGGCUCGCGGCGCAGUACGCCGGCAGCCAGGCGCUGCUCUUACGCGGCGGCUGCAUCGCCGGCGGCAACAUGUGGGGGUACGACCUCGGCAAACGGGCGCUGAAGGCGCACGGGCACGAGGAGGGCCCGCUCUUCCACGCCGCGUGCUCCGCCUUCUCGGCCGUCACCGCGAGCGUGCUGGCGGCGCCGGCCGACCUUGUCCUCAACCGCUUCCACGCGGCCACCGUACGAGGAGCCCGCUCGCCCUUCACGUCGAUCGGUGCGUGCGCGCUCGCGGUGGUGCGCAACGACGGCGUGGCGGCGCUAUUCCGGGGCGUCGGCGCCAACUUCGUCAAGAUGGCGCCGACCUUCCUCGGCACGCUGCCGCUCUACGAGCAGUUCCGCCGCCUGGCGGGCCUGGGCUACCUGCAGACCUGA
This is a messenger RNA of Emiliania huxleyi CCMP1516, 915 nucleotides long. Its product is annotated as mitochondrial substrate carrier family protein. The transcript has a single exon. NCBI's taxonomy places the organism in Eukaryota, Haptophyta, Isochrysidales, Noelaerhabdaceae. The record is from RefSeq and is a predicted model, not a curated record. The coding region runs from base 1 to 915 and encodes 304 amino acids.